AUGUCGUAUAAGCCCGAGUUGGAUGGAUUGACGUCCCUCCAGCUGAUCCUCAAAGCUGCUCGGCUGGGCGGCAUGAUUCGGGGCGGCCAGGAGACGGGAUAUUACAUGUUGGAUACUUGGUGGUUCAACGAUUACUUCGUUACGCUGCCGAUGCCAGUCUCAGAGGUACUCUACCACGAGCUGCGGUUCUAUAGAGAUCCCAAGGAAGCCCAAAAGGACGAUUCAAAGGCGGAGGCUACAUGUGUGUUGUGGGAGAAACUUCAUGCCUUUGUCGAAGUACUUAGCAGGUCGUUAAAGGUGUUGGAGGGUUUAGACAGCAAAACCGAGGAGAAACUGCUACCUGACAGUCCACACUGA
Sordaria macrospora k-hell is the source of this 357-nucleotide messenger RNA. RefSeq lists its product as uncharacterized. NCBI's taxonomy places the organism in Eukaryota, Fungi, Ascomycota, Sordariomycetes, Sordariales, Sordariaceae. The record is from RefSeq and is a predicted model, not a curated record.